AUGGCAUCAUACCAGACCGGCAGCGAGGCCUUCACUCGUGAAAAGCAGCCCGCCACCGAAACAAACACAGCACCCACAGCAGCUUGGGCUGACAAGUACCGCGGUGCAACCAUCGAAGAUCUCGACCCUCCCCCAGCGCUCUCAAUCUCCUCUCAAGACCCAAUCUCCACAGCUCUCAUGGCCGCCUACGAGCGUGACUACACCCACCUGACCGUAAUCUCUCCUACAAAGCGCUCCCUCCUGGGCUACCUCAGCAUCCCCCGGCUAAAGGAGCUGCUGCAGAGCGGGGCCGUGAAGGAAUCAGACCCGGUGUCCGAGGCGAUGCAACGCUUCAACCGCAAACGCGGCAUCUACCAAGUGAUCACCAUGGAGACGCCGCUCGAGGAGUUGGAGCAAUUCUUUGAAAGCGAGACCGGACCCAAUGGCGAAAAGCGCGAGAAGCAGCAGUUCGCCGUUGUCACCGAUGUUACACGCAAAUUCGUGCUUGGUGUUGCUACCAAGGAUGAUUUGGAGGAUUUUGUCAAGCGCAGACCUGCCUAA
Molecule: messenger RNA, 540 nt
Organism: Penicillium soppii
Lineage: Eukaryota; Fungi; Ascomycota; Eurotiomycetes; Eurotiales; Aspergillaceae
Product: putative cystathionine beta-synthase (beta-thionase)
Exons: 2
Coding region: 1-540 (179 amino acids)
Source: RefSeq, a predicted model, not a curated record